CGACCCAUUCUGGUACUAUGGGAACGCCUGAAGGAGACGCAAAAAGAAGACUGGGCUGCUUUGAAGUUUGGGACAUUGAAUCCAAGGAUGGACAUCCUGUGGCAGCAGUCGCAGAUACGGGAGCCGACGGUUGCUUCGUCUCUUCUGCACUUGCCAAGCAACUUGUGUGCAUGGGUCGAGACGACUCACAAUAAGCUCAUUAAACUAGCUUCUGGCAAGGUAGUAAGAUCAAUUGGGACGGUGUUCUUGGAAUGUUUGUUUAAAGGCGACAUCGUCGGAAGAUUCGUCUUCUGCCACGUUGUCAAGAACCUCUUACACUCACUAUCCUUUGGAAGGCUUCUACUGGAAGGUACAAGUACUCUCACGACUAGCAAAAGCCGUAUCAUACGUGCUGCGUCCAAGGUUACGAAACGAUUAUUCCGACUUCACUUGCUCGGUGAAGGUCUCGGAAAGAUACGGGGAUACCUCGACGGAAUGGCCACCUUCGGACUUCCAAACAAAAGAUCCGACAUCAUGGCUGCUUCCUUGAGGCUAGCGCGGCGACAGAGCUGGGAGAUCAACAGCAGUCCGGUCAGCCGCGCUCAAGUACAGUUUGCCGACGGAUCAGCCGUCUUCGCUCGUGGUCUCGUCUCGGGGCUCGACUGGGGUUUUGGGAACAAUGACACCCCGGUAAACUGUUACUUUUACGUCAUUAAUAAUCUGCCUCUUGAUUUGAUUCUCAGCUGUGACUUUGUGCUCGACUUGGAUCUCUUCUUCAGUAAAUACAAGACCUUCUUCGAACCGCCUAAACCCAGUCACGACGAUGAAGAUGGUGCACUUUUCUGCAAUAUCCGUCUACAUAAGUCAUUCCGCGGAACGGUUUUUAAUUAUCCUGGGAGGAAGCCAAGCUCAUCGGCAACAGCCCCUAUCAAUGACUCUUCGGGCGAUGUGGUCAAGCGCGAGCUCGACCGUCGGGAUCAGGCUGAUGUUGAUAUAUCAAACCUACCUGAGCCAGAAAAGACCAAGAGGCAGGUCGCUGAGGACGAGUUGAGGGUGAAGUGGGAUUGGUGA
Pyricularia grisea is the source of this 1050-nucleotide messenger RNA. RefSeq lists its product as uncharacterized. The record is from RefSeq and is a predicted model, not a curated record. The transcript is spliced from 3 exons. The annotation marks the transcript as partial. NCBI's taxonomy places the organism in Eukaryota, Fungi, Ascomycota, Sordariomycetes, Magnaporthales, Pyriculariaceae.